UCCACUUCACCCAAUCAAGUUCACAAGCCCACCACCAACCACACACUGAUCUGUCAAGAGAAACAAAAAAAAAAAAAAAAAAACACUUUUUUAUCCUCCAUUUUCCCAGAUGGAAAGUGAGCCUUUUCUAGCCACCCAAACAAGGCCCCAACUCCAACCCAUCCUCGAAGUUGAAGAAGACCCAGAUGUGUCACCGACCCACAUGAAGAAAUCGAAUUCGGGUCUGGGUGGCCUGCACCGUUGCAGGACAGCUCCAGCCAUGGCUGUCAUGCGAGACCUCAAACCAAAGACACCCCAGAUUCCAAAACCACAGUCUGAUGACGCCAACUUCAUCAUCAGGCAAGCCAUUUUCUUGCUUUUCAUAUAUCUCUCUCUCGGAGUUUUAAUAUACUCUUUCAACAAGGAUAACUUCUCAGGUAUUGAAACCCACCCAGUUGUUGAUGCCCUUUAUUUUUGUAUAGUCACUAUGUGUACCAUUGGUUUCGGUGACAUAACUCCACUAACACCAGCUACAAAGGUCUUUGCUUGUGUGUUUGUGUUGGUAGGUUUUGCUUUCUUUCAUAUUUUGCUUAGUGGGGUUGUGAAUUACGUGCUAGAUUUGCAAGAGAACAUGAUUUUGACUGGGAUCAAAAUGAAUAGUAAGCGCCAACAAGGGUUUUCAGCUGGGGACUGUAUUGUUGAUGUAGAAAAGGGUAGGAUGAGAAUUAGGCUUAAGGUUGGUUUGGCGCUUGGUGUAGUGGUGUUAAGUAUUGGGAUCGGAACUUUGGUGUUGUAUUUUGUGGAGGAUUUGGAUUGGAUGGAUUCAUUUUAUUUGUCAGUUAUGUCUGUUACCACAGUUGGGUAUGGUGAUAGGGCCUUCAAGACGCUGCCGGGGCGGUUGUUCGCCGUGGUUUGGCUUUUGUUUUCGACGUUGAUGGUGGCACGGGCGUUUCUGUAUUUGGUGGAGGCCAGGAUUGAUAAGAGGCACAGAAGUAUUGCUAAGUGGGUGUUAUCUAGGGAUAUAACAGUUCAGGAUUUGCUGGCUGCGGACGUCAAUAACAAUGGUUUCAUUAGCAAAUCAGAGUAUGUAAUUUACAAGCUCAAAGAGAUGGGAAAGAUUGGGGAGAAAGAUAUAUUGCUGAUCUGCGAUCACUUCAGUAAGCUUGAUCGCAACAACUCUGGGAAGAUAACACUACCAGAUCUUUAGGAACCUUGUGACUGCGAGAAAUAUGAAGUCUGGUUCUAUUCUUUAGAUGGAAGACGUAUUGUUUCUCUCAUAUUGGGAGAGGAGGUGCACAAGGGACCGCACAUUCACAUAUUAUGUAAAUCUUGUUAGAGUUUUUUUCUUCUUCCAUUGAUACUUGUAAAGGUUUCAAGUCAUAUAGGAACAAUGAAAAACAGAAGCCAAUGGGAUAAGUCCCCCUUCUGUUGUAGGUUCUCUUACAGCCAUUAAAUUGAGAGGUUGCUGUGGAGGGUUUGAGUUGUAUGAUGUAGAAUUGACACUAAUAAUUCAAGUAGUCAACGAUGAAAGUAAACAAUCUUGGGAUGAUCGAUCUUCUAAUUCUAAA
Messenger RNA from Quercus lobata, 1547 nucleotides. It is a transcript of the gene KCO5, whose product is annotated as Ca2+ activated outward rectifying K+ channel 5. Lineage: Eukaryota; Viridiplantae; Streptophyta; Magnoliopsida; Fagales; Fagaceae. Gene Ontology annotation, cellular component: plasma membrane; plant-type vacuole membrane. Gene Ontology annotation, molecular function: calcium ion binding; outward rectifier potassium channel activity; potassium ion leak channel activity. The transcript is spliced from 2 exons. The record is from RefSeq and is a predicted model, not a curated record. Gene Ontology annotation, biological process: stabilization of membrane potential; potassium ion transmembrane transport. Bases 110 to 1186 code for a protein of 358 amino acids.